Messenger RNA from Pungitius pungitius (ninespine stickleback), 2258 nucleotides. RefSeq names its product zinc finger protein RFP-like. Gene Ontology annotation, molecular function: zinc ion binding; protein binding. NCBI's taxonomy places the organism in Eukaryota, Metazoa, Chordata, Actinopteri, Perciformes, Gasterosteidae. The coding region runs from base 143 to 1816 and encodes 557 amino acids. The transcript has 2 exons. The record is from RefSeq and is a predicted model, not a curated record.
CUGAAGGUAAAGUAAAGUAGUUGUGAGUGAAGCAGAGCUUUAGUCCAGACGAGCCUCUCUGUUUCUCUCCAAAGAAACAACUGAAUCCAGCAGCUUCUCAUCAACAACACAACAGGAUCUGUGACAAACUCUGAGCGUCAAUAUGUCUGCUGCCAGCUGUCUUCUGACUGAAGAUCAGUUCCUGUGCUCCAUCUGUCUGGAUGUGUUCACUCAUCCAGUCACCACACCAUGUGGACACAACUUCUGUAAAGCCUGCAUCACUCACCACUGGGACGUUAAUGUCCCACCUAACUGUCCCAACUGUAAAAAGGUCUUCUACACCAGACCUGAGCUGCAGGUCAACACGUUCAUCUCUGAGAUGGCUGCUCAGUUCAGACUGUCAGCUCAACAGAAAGCCAGCAGCAGCAGCUCAGAGCAACAAGCUGCCCAACCAGGAGAAGUUCCCUGUGACGUCUGCACUGGAACCAAAGUGAAGGCCCUCAAGUCCUGCCUGGUGUGUCUGGUCUCCUACUGUGAGGCUCACCUGGAGCCUCAUCUGACUAUGUCAGGUCUGAAGAGACAUCAGCUGAUGGACCCAGUGAAGAACCUUGAAGGCAGGAUGUGUACGAAGCACAAUAAACUGCUGGAGCUGUUCUGUAAGGCCGACCAGAUGUGUGUCUGCAAGCUCUGCACUGUUUUAGACCACAAGAACCAUGAUGUUGUUCCUCUGAGAGAAGAAUAUGAAGGAAAGAAGGCCGAGCUGGGGAAGACUGAGGCUGAAGUCCAGCAGAUGAUCCAGAAGAGACGACUGAUGAUUCAGGAGAUCAAACAUUCAGUGAAGCUCAGCGAGGUACAAGCAGACAGAGAGGUAGUAGAAGGUGUCCUGGUCUUCAGCGCUCUGAAGGAGUCUGUUGAGAGAAGCCAGGUGGAGCUCAUGGACACCAUAAAAGAGAAGCAGAGAAAGACACAGAAAGAGGCUGAAGGCUUCAUCAAAGAGCUGGAACAGGAGAUCUCUGAGCUGAAGAAGAGAAGCACUGAGGUGGAGCAGCUCUCACGCUCUGAAGACCACCUCCACCUCCUCCAGAGCUUCGGGACCCUGAACACUGCUCCACCCACCAAGGACUGGACAGGAGUCAGAGUCAGUCCACCUUCAUAUGAGGGGACUGUCGUGAGAGCUGUGAACCAGCUGGAGAAGAAGCUCCGUAAACAGAUGAAGAAGCUGCUGGAGGAGAAGCUCAGUAAAGAGAUGAAGAAGCUGCUGGAGCUGAAGAGAGUCCAGCAGUCUGCAGUGGAUGUGACACUCGAUCCUGAUACAGCAAAUCCUUACCUCAUCCUCUCUGAUGAUGGAAAACAAGUUAAACAUGGAGAUGUAAAGAAGAAUCUCCCAGACAAUCCAGAGAGGUUUAAUUUUCAUGUUAUUGUCUUAGGAAAGCAGAGUUUAUCUUCAGGUAGAUUUUACUACGAGGUUCAGGUUAAAGGGAAGACUGGCUGGGCGUUAGGAGUCGUGGGAGAGUCCAUCAACAGGAAGGGAAACAUCUCACUGUCUCCUCAGAAUGGUUACUGGACGAUGUGGUUGAGGAAUGAGAUUGAGUACUUUGCUCUUGAUGACCCUCCAGUCCGUCUCCCUCUGGGGUCCCGGCCUGAGAAGGUGGGGGUGUUUGUGGAUUAUGAGGAGGGUCUGGUCUCCUUUUAUGACGUUGAUGCUGCAGCUCUGAUCUACUCCUUUACUGGCUGCUGCUUCACUGAGAAACUCUACCCGUUCUUUAGUCCAAGACUAAAUGAUAAUGGUACAAACUCUGCUCCUCUGAUCAUCUCUGCUGUCAAUCACACUGAGUAGAACAAACUCUUUUCUACAGACUAGAAAAGGCUAAGGAACAUUAGAGGAACUCUGGGACUUAAAGUAGCCCGAAUGAGCUUGCGGUAAAGCCCAAGAAUAAGAUAUUCUCAUAUAGUUUUUUAAAAACCUGCACUCGGUCUGUAUUUGAGUUAAUAAACAGAACAGAAUAUGUUUUAUAACUUGUUCUAUAAUGAUAUUGCGUGUAAGAAUGUGAUCUAGAAGGAUAGGACCCUGAAUAAUAACGAAUGACUGACUGAGCUGAAUAUAAAAUACAGACAUGUGUAUGUGUCUUUUAUUUUGAAAAGCAGCACAGCCUAAUGCAUUCAGACUGGUGACAGUUAAUCUUGCUGCAGGUGUGAGUCGCUGCUGUUACAUUCAAAGACACACUUAGCAUUCAUGAGUUCCCCCCCCCCACACACCACCACAGUGUGUGUGUGUGGGG